CACCCAACAUAACUAGAGUGGCAGCUGACUCUCAGCACGGCAACUUCCUUAAAUUGUGUGAGGAGAAUACUUCUUGUUCCACUAAUUAUUUAAAAAACGAUGGCAUCGGCAGUGCCCUUUGAUGAUCAGCGUGACGCAGCAGAGGAUGAAUUUGGGGAUAUUAUCAAAACUCGCACAGAUGAGCGAGAGGAUGUCCAGAAGAAAACAUUCUCAAAAUGGAUAAAUUCUCAGUUCUCCAAGGCGGGCAAAGCACCUAUUGAAGACUUAUUCACUGACCUUUGUGAUGGACGUCGCCUGCUAGAACUUUUAGAGGGACUGACAAAACAUGAACUGGUGAAGGAAAAGGGGUUCACAAGAGUGCACUCUCUUAAUAAUGUGAACCGUGCACUUCAGAUUUUGCAGAAGAACAAUGUUGAACUGGUAAAUAUAGGUGGCGCUGACAUUGUUGAUGGCAAUCACAAGCUUAUACUUGGUCUCAUCUGGAGCAUCAUCCUCCACUGGCAGGUCAAAGGUGUGUUGAAAGAUCUCAUGGCAGGACUGCAGCAGACCAGCAGUGAGAAGAUCCUACUGAGCUGGGUUCGACAAUCCACCAAACCAUACCCGCAGGUCAACGUGGUCAACUUCUCCAGCAGUUGGGAAGAUGGCCUUGCCUUCAACGCUCUCAUACAUAGUCACAGGCCUGAGCUAUUUGAGUGGCGAGUGGUUGAAGAGAAGAGCUCAGCGCUGGAGAGGCUGGAGCAUGCCUUCAGUACGGCAGAGAAACAUCUGGGAAUUGACAGACUUCUGGAUCCAGAGGACGUGGCAACUGCCCAUCCUGAUAAGAAGUCGAUCAUCAUGUAUGUCACUUCCAUGUUCCAAGUGUUACCACAUCUUCUUACUAUGGAAGCCAUUCAGGAGGUUGAUACUCUAUCGGCCUCACGUGUGACACAAGAGGAGCUCAUCCAGAGUCGCAUUCAGCAUCAUUACUCUCAACAGAUCACAGUGAAUGUGUCACAGGGGCGUGUUCGCAGCCCGUCCCCCUCAGCUAGGUCUCAAAGUUAUAAAAGUUAUGCCUUCACACAAUCUUCACUUAUCCAGUCACCUGAGCAAAAGAAGAGGCACACCCAGGUGGUGAGUACUGUUGGGUUGGAGGCCUACCAGAGCGCCCUGGAGGAGGUGCUGACGUGGCUUCUGUCUGCAGAGGACGGCCUGCAGUCACAGCCCCCUAUUUCCACCUGUGUGGAGGAGGUCAAAGAGCAGUUUCAUACACAUGAGGGCUAUAUGAUUGAGUUGACAUCUCAUCAAGGCAAUGUUGGACACGUGCUUCAAAUGGGAGGACAGAUCAUAGCAGAAGGCGCUCUAAGUGAAGAGGAGGAGCGAGAGGUCCGAGAACAGAUGAACCUCUUGAACUCCCGAUGGGAACAUCUGAGAGUCAGCAGCAUGGAGCGCCAGAGCAGGCUUCAUGAAGUCUUGAUGGAUCUUCAACAUCAGCAGCUGAAGCAACUCAGUGAUUGGUUGGAGCUCACUGAGGGUCGGAUUAAAAAAAUGAUGACGCAGCCUCUUGGACCCGACUUGGAAAAUAUUAAACAACAAAUAGAAGAGCACAAGCUUCUCCAGGAGGAUCUUGAAAUGGAACAAGUAAAAGUAAACUCUCUUACACAUAUGGUGGUUGUUGUGGAUGAGACGAGUGGAGACCAUGCUACUGCUGCCUUGGAGAAGAAUCUGAAGGAUCUUGGGGACCGCUGGGCUGCCAUCUGUAAAUGGACUGAAGAGCGUUGGCUACUCCUGCAGGACGUGGUGCUGAGGUGGCAGGAUUACACAGAGCAACUGAGCGAGUUUGAAAGGUGGUUGACACAGAAGGAACAACAGGCCACUAAAUAUGGACUGUCCGACCCAAACAGUGAUAAAGCAACACGACUGAGAAACUAUGCUCUGUUGAAAGCAGAAAUGGAAAUGAAACAGCACUCUCUGGACCAUCUGCGAUCACUGAGCCAGAGUUUAAUCAGCAGUGUGAAGAGUAAAGAGGUAUCCCAGAAGUUGGAGGGACGGAUGGAAGAUCUAAAGCAACGCUGGGACAACCUUCUGCAGCUGCUUGAGAAAAGCACUACACUGGUUGUGCCAUCCGUUUCCUCGACAACAACCAUCACCACAUCACAGACAGAGUUACGGCAAACCGUGAUGGCUUCUGUAACGAAAGUGACGACUCGUGAAAAGGUCAUGAUAAAAGGUGCAAAAGACAAGCUGCCCUCGUCUCCCCCCCAGAAGAAAAGGCAGAUUGUGGUUGAUGCUGAACUGCAGAAACGCUUUGACAUGGACUUCACUGAGAUUCACAGCUUCAUCACUCGCGGUGAGGCCAUUCUCAAAAGCCCAGAGUUCUCUGUGUCUCGCAAAGAGGGAAAUCUGCAAGAUCUUCAAGAUAAAGUUCGGGCAAUCGAGCGAGAGAGACCAGAUAAGUUCCGGAAGCUCCAAGAAGCCACGCGCUCAGCCCAGGCUCUCAUGGAUCAGCACGAUGGAGGUGGCCCCAUCACUGAGAAUAUAUAUACGGCUGCUCAACAGCUAAGCAGUCGCUGGGAGGACUUCUGUGUCCUGCUUGUCGAACGCCUGACCUGGCUGGACUAUCAGAGCCGCAUCCUGGCCUUCUACAACUUGUAUCAGCAACUGGAGCUGAGUGUGAACGGGGCAGAAAACUGGAUCAAACUGACACCCCUCCCCCCCAGUGAGCCUGAGCCAAUCCGAAACCAGCUGGAGCGCUGCAGGGAUGAGAUUUCCCGUCUCGUGGUCUUGGAGCCAACUCUGGGUCAGCUGGAGAGCCAGUUGAGUGAGCUGAAGGACUCUGGAAUGGACACAGACCAUCCUGCCUUCUAUGAGACCGAUAUCCCAAGCUUAACUGAGCACUAUUAUAAAGUGCUUGAUGAUCUGCGGAAACGUGAAGCGCAGUUAAUUUUGGUCCAGGAGAGUUUGCCGCCAGCACGCUACAAGGAGACGAUUGCAACAUUGCUGGCUUGGCUGCAGCAGUGUGAGGCUAAGCUGGCUACGCCAUCAACUGCUGUCACAGAGCUUCCAAUCAUGGAGCAGCGACUCAAAGACAUACAGGAUCUGAAGAGCACUUUACAGGAUCAUCAGGGUGAGGUGGACUAUCUUCAGUCUACAGUGGAACAAGUGUUUAAGAAAGCUCCCCCGGAGAUGUGCCAACGUUAUCGGACUGAGAUGGAUGCGAUCAUGACUCGCUGGAAAUCCCUGACUACUCAGAUGGAUGAAAAUUCAAGCAAGAUACAGGAGCACAUUAACCAGCUGUCACAAUUCCAGAAUGACGUUUCAACAUUGUGCAAAUGGAUGGCUGAUGUGGAGGUGUUCUUGAAUGAAGAAUGGCCAGCGUUGGGAGACACAGAGGCUCUGGAGAAGCAGCUAGAACAAUGCACUGCAUUGGUAAAUGACAUUCACACCAUCCAGCCAAGUGUGAAUGGCAUUAAUGAAGUGGGCCAGGCCUUGAUAAAGGAGGCCGAAAUUCCAUUUGGCAUAAAACUGAAGGAAGAACUGGAUCGUUUGAAUGCCCAGUGGGAUAACAUUUGUAAACAGGCAUAUGCAAAGAAAUCUGCUCUGAAAGGGGGCCUGGAUAAGACGGUUAGCUUGAGGAAGGAGAUGCAGGAGAUGCAAGAGUGGAUCACACAAGCAGAAGAGGACUAUCUGGAGAGGGACUUUCAGUACAAGAACCCAGAUGAAUUACACAAGGGUGUUGAAGAGCUGAAGAGAGCACAAGAGGAAGUGAAUCAGAAAGAACAGAAGGUCAACCUGCUGACAGAGGCGGUGAACAACUUUAUUGCCAAGGCUCCCCCCGCGGCUCACGACUCCUUGAAGGCGGAGCUAGACGUCCUCACAGGAAACUACCAGCAUCUGUGCAGUCGGCUCAAUGGCAAAUGCAAAACUCUGCAGGAAGUCUGGGCGUGCUGGUGUGAGCUUCUGGCGUACCUACAGCAGGAGAACAGCUGGCUGGAUGAGUUGGAGAAGAAACUGGAUGAGACCGAGAACAUGGAAGGAGGACUGGAAGAGUUUACAGAGGCCUUGGAGGGUCUGGAGUUAUUUGUGCGUGAACACCCAGAAGAGGGGCGCACACAAAUCCAGGAGCUGUCUCAAACUCUAAUUGAUGGUGGUGUGAUGGAUGAGCUCAUCGCACACAAACUGGAGGAUUUCAACACUCGAUGGGAUGAGCUGAUGCAAAGAACGGUACAACGACAGCAGGAACUUGAGCGACGUAUUCAGUGGAUCCAGGAAAAUGAUAAGGAUCUGCAAAGAAUCAACGAUGCACUUAAUGAAACGGAUCGACAAAUUACUGGCUACCUUAAUGAUCACAUCGAUGCAGCGCAGGUCCCACAGGAAGCUCAGAAAAUCCAGACCGACUUAGCAGACCAUGAGGGGAACCUGAAUGACAUGAAGGACCGACUGAAAGAUGCCGAGUUUGCUGACACCAUCAAGGGUCAUCUUGAUGCCACAUUUGAUAAGCUGUAUGAGGUAAACGCAAAAUUUAGGUUGUUCCAGAAGCCAGCAAACUUUGACCAGAGACUCCGGGAGUGUGAGGCCAUUCUUGCGCAGGUGAAGGCGCAGUGUGGCGCUCUGGCACCCCGCAGUAUUGAGCAGGACGUACUUCAAACACAACUUGACGACUGCAUGAAACUGUAUAAAAGUUUGAGCGAGGUAAAGGGUGAGAUUGAAGCGGUCAUCAAGAUUGGAAGGCAAAUUGUGCAGCGACAACAGACAGACAACCCCAAAGAACUUGAUGAUCGCCUUACAGCACUCAAGCUGCUGUACAAUCAGCUGGGUGCACAGGUAACAGAAGGAAAGCAAGAGCUCGAGAGAAGUCUGAAGUUGUCACGGAAAUUGCACAAGGAGUUGAACUCUCUGACAGAAUGGCUUGCAGCUACAGAUGCCGAGUUGACACAUCGUUCGGCUGUAGGAGGAAUGCCUAAAGAUCUGGAAGCUGAAUUAAUUUGGGCAAAGGCAACCCAGAAAGAGACAGAGAAGAAGCAACCACAGCUGGCUGUUGUGAGAGAGUUGGCUGAAUCUCUAAAGGCUGUGUUGAAAGGUCAAGAAUCUCUGGUUGAGGAUAAGGUCAGCCUCCUGAAUUGUAACUGGAUCGCGGUCACGUCCCGUAAUGAGGAAUGGUUGAACCUGCUGCAGGACUACCAGAGACAAAUGGCUAUACUUGAGGGAAACAUGAAAGAGAUAACUGCUUGGAUGGACAAAGCUGAAAACCAAAUGGAUGCGGCAGAGGCGAAGGGGGGUGAUGGACAACUGUUCACGACAUUGCAUAUGGAACUGCAAGACGUGCGUCGGAAAGUAGAGAUUUUGAAUGACCUUGCAGAGGACCUCAUCAAAAACCAUGGCGAACAUUGUCAAGCCAUCGUGCAACCCAAAGUUGUUCAACUAAAUCAACGAUUUGAAGCAGUCGCAAAAAGAAUUGCUGAUGGACAGGUAUCUGCAGAGGAACUGGAGAAGUACCAUAGCGAGGCACUUUUAUGGAUCAACAUGUUGGGAGAAGAAGUGGAAUGUGGUGAAGAGCUAAAAGAAGAGGAUUUUCAGGAGGAUAGGGAUUGUGAGGAAGGGGCAGUGCAGGAACUUCUUCAGAGAGGCCAACAAUUACAGAGAAGACUUGCAGAUCAGGACCGCAGAGAAGCAGUCUGUAACAAACACAACCAGCUCAGCAACAAAUAUGAUGUUGUAAAGGAGCUUCGAUUGUCGAGGAAGCGCAAAGCUCUGGCCAUUGCUCCUCAGUGGUACCAAUUCCGCAGGAAAUCAGGUGACCUCCUCAAGUGGUUGGAAGACAUUGAGAGAAAGAUAGACCAAUUUCCUGAUGCACCUGAAGCGCCACCAUUGAAGGAAGUUGCCGGUGAAAUGGAUCAGAAACGGAUGGAUCUAGGUGAAGUCUGUGAGCUGGGAAAUAUGCUGUCAAAAGCCGGUGCAGGCAAGCUUGUGGAACCCAAUCUCCUCCAGCUCAACAGACGCUGGAAGGAAGUGGACUUUAAAUUUGCCCCAUUCCAUCGCCAGAUUGAAUUUCAUGAUUUGCUACAGAAAAUUGCAGAGGCAGAAGCCAUGCUGAAUACCCCAGAAUGUUGGAAGGGAAUGUUCUACCACCUGCCAGAACAGGAGAAGUGUCUCAAGGAAGUCAAGCUUAAUCUAAAUAACCUGGAGGGUCCUGUGACGGUGGCUUUAGAGAGACGAGGAGUGGAUAUGAACACUGUCAGUCCACAUGAAAAUCACCUUCACCAUCUUCUCUCUGUCAAUUGGGAUAACCUCACAAAAUUGUACCAAGAAAGACUGGUGUGUUUUGAGUCUGCAACAAUGAAAUGGCAACUCUAUAGUAAAGAACUGAAGAUUAUGGAUGAUUGGCUAACUGAUGCUGAGCAAACACUGAUGGAUGCUGAAACUGAACUCACCCCCCAAACAAUGAAUAAAAUCAAGUUACUAGAGGCUGAUGUGCCAGGCAAGCGAGAGGCGAUGGUGUCCCUUUCUGCCCUGGGAGGUGAGAUCAUAGGCCAGAGCCACCCAGAGGACUCGAUGUGCAUACAACAACAGCUGAACGACAUUAAUGUGCGCUGGGACAGUAUCAACUUCAAGCUUGAUGAAAAGAGAAAAUCAACAGACCUCCAGGACAACAUUGCAGCGAUUCAGAGGGAUCUUGGAGGCUUCCUGUCUUGGUUAGACAAAGCAGAAGAAAUUCUGGGUGAACCUCUUAACCCAGGAGACCGUGAGCAGCUUUUCGCUCUUUUGCAUAAAACCAAGGGAUGUGUGAAUGAUCUACCUGAAAUGAAAGCAUCACUUAAGGAUAUUAACCAGAGAGUGUCCGUGCUACCUGACAACCAUAGACCAGCUGAAUUGAACCAUGUGCUGUCACGCUUCAAUCAGGUGUCUGUAUCUCUGCCGGAGCGUGUUCUGGAGAUCGAGAGGCUGCUACAGGAGCUCGGUGUCUAUCAUGGGCAGCUGAAUGAUCUCUCACUGUGGGCCUCGAAGACACGAACAACUCUAGAAAGCAGCCCUGAUGCUGUAGACCCCAGGAUUGAGGAUGACGUGAGAAAGAAGUCGCCUGAAGUUAAGACCUGUUUGGCUCAUCCUCGGCCCACACAGGAGCCAGAGCAGCAACAAUAUGAUGGCCUUGCCAAUGACUGGAAUUCUAUUCAAAUGCUACUAAAUGACUGGAGAGAUAAGUGUGUGGAUUUGGCAAGUCAGAAUUUGGGAAGUGCCCAGCCAGACACGACAACUUUUGACCAAUUUAAUCAAGCCUUGGCAGAACUUUCUGGCUGGUUGGCGGAUCUUGAUCAUAUGGUGCAGAGCAACAGAGUCUUUGUGGGUGACCCAGAUGAUAUUAAUGCAAUGAUUUUGAAACAGAAGGGGAACUUAGAGACGCUGGAGAAUAGAAGGCAUCAGUUGGAUGCACAAGUCACUGCAGCUCAGAACCUUAAGAACAAAACUACCUCUCAAGACACACGCAGUGCCAUCACAGAUCAGAUUGAAAAGUUGCAGAUCCAAUGGGAAGACUCACAUCGCCGUUUGACUGAGAGAAUCCAGGAGCUGCAAAAGAUGUCAGAAGACUCUGUCGUGUGGCUUAAUGCCAAGAAUGGAGUGGAGCUUCAUCUGAAGAAAGCACAAGAAACUAUUAAGAACUGGAAAGAAAUCUGUUACACUGUGGAUUUGCUUAAGAUCCAAAACAACGACCUCAAGCUAUUUAUCAAGGCCUUACAGCAGUGGCAGCCAAAGGUGGACGAGACCAAUCGUCUUGCUCAAAAGCUCAUCACUCUCUACACUAAUGAUGACACUUCAAAAGUCAAACAGCUGACUGAGGACCUCAACGUGAAUCUUGCCAGCAUAAACAAGCGUCUCGGCGACAGGGAGGCUGCUUUAGAGGCAGCACUGAGGUUUCUUCAGCAGUUCUAUCUGGAUCUGGAGCACUUCUUCAACUGGCUCACAGAGGCAGAGACGACAGCUAACGUCCUUCAAGAUGCUGCGUACAAAGAGCAGCAACAGUCUCCACCUCACCAUCUCCUGAAGCAGCUACAGGACUUGCAAGGGGAGGUGGAUGACCAUGCCGAACAGUUUCACAUCCUUAAUGAGAAUGGGCAGCGUAUCUUGGGCUCCGUGCAUAACCCUGAUGACGCUAUGGUGCUGCAGCGACGUCUAGAGAACAUGAACCAACGCUGGAACGAAUUGCGCUGCAAAGUCUUAAGCAUGGGGCCUUAUCUGGAUGUGAAUGUCCAAAAAUGGAAGCGUCUACACAUGACGCUACAAGAACUCUUAAUAUGGCUUCAACAGAAGCAAAAUCAGUUAAACCUAUUGAAACCAUUAGGCACCGAUGUCCCUACCCUCCAUCUGCAACAAAACAAGCUGCGAGAAUUAGACUUUGAAGUCCAGGAAAAAGAGCCCGUUGUGAUCUCCUCAUUGGAUACAGUCAAAUCUUUCCUGGCGGAGCAACCAGCCACAGAACCACAGCUAUCAGACUUGAUGGAGGUUUCGUCUGAGGAUCGAGCUCAGAAUGUCAGUCGUGUUCUCCAGAAGGAAACAGCGGACGUGGAGUCAGAGUGGGCCAGGCUCCAAGGAGCUUUGCUCGAUUGGCAACAGAUCCUGGACCAUUACUUGCACCGUUUGCUAGAGCUGUAUAAAGUGGAGGACCAAGUAGACAUUCAACUCAAGCAAGCAGAGGUGGGGAAAGCGUCAUGGAAACCUGUGACAGACCUGUCUAUACACUCAAUCCAAGAUGAGAUUGACAACAUAAAGGCAUGUCAAGAACAGGUUGGAGCAAUGCAGGGGGGUAUUGGUCUGGUUAAUGCUCUUGCAUCAAGCUUUGAACCCCCAUAUGUGCUCUCAGAAGUUGACCUUGAACGUGUAGACAACCUUAAUGCAAGAUGGAGACUACUGCAGAUAUCUAUUGAAGAACAUUUGACCCUGCUAACAGAUGCCCAAAGGGAAUUCAUUUCACGCUCUUCUGUGAGCAGCCCCACCACAACCAAACAAGAAAAAAAAACGGGACCUGAAGACAUUCUGACAGACCAUCAGACUCAAACAACAAGCUGGGAUCAUCCUCAGAUGACCGAACUGUACCAGUCCUUGGCGGACCUGAACAAUGUACGCUUCUCUGCCUAUAGAACAGCCAUGAAGCUGAGGCGCCUGCAGAAAGCCCUCUGCUUGGAUCUGCUAGGGAUGUCCACAGCAGUGGAAGCAUUUGAGCAACAAGGACUGAGGCAGAACGAGCAGCUUGUGGACGUGGUUCAGCUGGUCUCCUGCCUUACCAACAUCUACUCACGCCUGGAGAAACAGCACAGCACCUUGGUCAACGUACCCCUCUGUGUGGACAUGUGUCUUAAUUGGCUGCUCAACGUCUAUGACAUUGGCAGAAGUGGUAAGAUUAGGACCCUCUCGUUGAAGACUGGCAUCAUCUCCCUCUGUAAAGCACAUCUGGAGGAUAAAUAUAGAUUUCUCUUCAGACAAGUUGCAAGUGUAACAGGGUUCUGCGAUCAGAGGAGAUUGGGUCUUUUGCUCCAUGAUUGUAUUCAAAUUCCACGGCAACUAGGAGAGGUGGCAGCAUUUGGUGGCAGCAAUAUUGAACCCAGUGUCAGGAGCUGCUUUCAAUUUGCAAACAACAAGCCUGAGUUGGAGGCAGCCGUGUUUCUGGAUUGGAUGAGACUUGAGCCCCAGUCGAUGGUGUGGCUUCCUGUGCUGCACCGCGUAGCUGCGGCUGAGACAGCCAAACAUCAAGCAAAGUGCAACAUAUGCAAGGAGUGCCCCAUCAUUGGUUUUAGAUAUCGAAGCUUAAAACACUUCAAUUACGACAUCUGCCAAAGUUGUUUUUUCUCGGGAAGAGUAGCCAAGGGACACAAAAUGCAGUAUCCAAUGGUUGAGUACUGUACUCCGACUACAUCAGGAGAAGAUGUACGAGAUUUUGCUAAGGUACUGAAGAACAAGUUCAGGACGAAACGGUACUUUGCCAAGCAUCCGAGGAUGGGUUACCUCCCUGUACAAACUGUUCUGGAAGGGGAUAACAUGGAAACGCCCGUAACCCUCAUCAACAUUUGGCCGGUGGAGCAUGCUCUCACGUCCUCACCUCAACUCUCUCAUGAUGACACACACUCACGGAUUGAGCAUUACGCCAGCAGAUUAGCUGAAAUGGAAACCAGAAAUGGCACAUAUCUGACUGACAGCAUUUCCCCCAACGAGAGCAUGGAUGAUGAGCACCUCUUGAUCCAGCACUACUGCCAGAGCCUCAACACAGGCUCGUCCCCCUCUCAGCCUCGCAGCCCCGCACAGAUACUCAUUUCCAUGGAAACAGAGGAGAAGGGAGAGCUAGAGAGAGUUUUGAAUGAUUUGGAGCAAGAGAACAGGAAUCUACAAGCUGAGUAUGAUCGACUGAAGAAAGCUCACGACCGCCAAGGCCUCGGCCCACUGCCCUCGCCGCCCGAAAUGAUGCCAGUGUCGCCACAGAGCCCCCGUGAUGCCGAGCUCAUCGCUGAAGCCAAGCUGCUCCGUCAGCAUAAAGGUCGCCUUGAGGCUCGUAUGCAAAUUCUGGAGGACCACAACAAGCAGCUGGAGUCACAGUUACAUCGCCUCAGGCAGCUCUUGGAGCAGCCACAGACGGAGUCCAAGGUGAAUGGCACAGCCCUCUCCUCUCCCUCUACGUCUUCACAGCGGUCCGACUCCAGUCUCCCUCUCUUGCGUGUAGCGGCCAGUCAGACCACUGAUACUAUGGGUGAUGAAGAUUUAUCAAGUCCCACACAAGAUGCAAGUCUAGUGGACGUGAUGGAGCAACUUGGCUGUCCAUUUUCUAGUAACCAAGGUGGGCACCAGGUAAACCAGUGAGAGGUGUGCGUAUGGAAGUUUCAAGUAGCGGAUGAUGAGCUCAUGCAAUGGAGUACCUGGUCAAAACCCUUACAGAUGUGGCAACAGGCUGAUGUUGGUCUCGUAUGCAUGAUGUUUUUAGAUGAAAAAGGAUACGUUUACAUGAAAGAAAAAUCUAUGAAUAUAUUUUUGAAUAGUGUUAUUGGUUCCAGCACUUGUAGAUUUGAGUAGUUUCUUACAGUAAAUGGUUUUAUCAAAUAAAAGACAGGUUUUAAACUUCUAUGCAAUUGUCUCCAGAAUAUAUGUGAAUACAUGUACUGGCCAUUUCUUAAUAUUGAAACAUAAUUUCAAAAGUUUGUAUUGACUUAAGAGUGAUUGUAAACCUAAGGGUGCUUUAAGAACAGCAACUAUAAUUAACACAUCUCAUGCAUAUAAAAUGAUAAUGUUAUUUUAAAGGUAAUUUGUGAGUUCCACUGUGUUUCUGUUGAUACAGUAUAUUUACAAGGAUGUCCUUCAAAAAGAGAAAAUGUUUCUAUGAACUACUGAUAAAGUUAACAAUUCAUUAAAGUAGUUUAUUUAUUUUGUUACUUCAGGUGUAGUCAAUGUCCACUGGAAAUACUGUGCAAUGCAUGGAGGAAAAUUAAGCUGCAACUAAUAUGACUGUAUCCAAAUUAAAAGUUCACUUAUUUCACUGUUUGACUACUGGGUGGUAGGGCUAUUAAAUAACUGUUCUUGUUUAAUGAUUUAUGAUUGCUUACCACCUAUACAAAAACUUUUAUGAAAUUAGCUGCUGAAAUUGUAUAAUGGCACCAGCCACAAAUUGCAGCUAUCUUGUGCUAUGCAGACUGAACUGAUUCUAAAUAGUUUACACUAUCCAAAAUGUUUGUGAGGAAAGUUGCAGUAUUCCGUGAGAUAAUAAUCCCUGAUGAUCAUCAUGUAUAAAACAAUUUUGACUGAGAUUUCUGUUGGCGAAUAUUGGAAAACCAAAAGGAAAAGAAUAUUAUACAGAUUUUCAUUUGAUUUAGCAAUCCUAUAAAAGUCGGCGUUAAUAUUUUGUUUCAAUAAAGGUGUUUUGUCUGCAUUUUUACUUAAUUAAGACGUGAAAUCACUGGUGAGGGACAUAGAAGUAUUAACCUGAUUUUACAUUGUGUGAACCAUGGUACACUGCAUGUUUGAUAUUUUUUAAUUAAUUAUUUUUCAAUAACUUUUCACAUUUUGAAUUUCUUAACAUCAGACUUGCCUUACUGUUGUAUUAAUGCUUUACUGUGUAUCUCAAUAAAGCAUGACAUUAUGGCAUAUAA
Messenger RNA from Engraulis encrasicolus (European anchovy), 12095 nucleotides. It is a transcript of the gene dmd, whose product is annotated as dystrophin. The coding region runs from base 100 to 10815 and encodes 3571 amino acids. The transcript has 82 exons. Gene Ontology annotation, biological process: neuron development; muscle cell development; synaptic signaling. Gene Ontology annotation, cellular component: sarcolemma. The record is from RefSeq and is a predicted model, not a curated record. Lineage: Eukaryota; Metazoa; Chordata; Actinopteri; Clupeiformes; Engraulidae. Gene Ontology annotation, molecular function: protein binding; zinc ion binding.